This is a messenger RNA of Pyrus x bretschneideri (Chinese white pear), 1413 nucleotides long. RefSeq names its product pyridoxal kinase. Gene Ontology annotation, biological process: pyridoxal 5'-phosphate salvage. NCBI's taxonomy places the organism in Eukaryota, Viridiplantae, Streptophyta, Magnoliopsida, Rosales, Rosaceae. The transcript is spliced from 13 exons. Gene Ontology annotation, molecular function: pyridoxal kinase activity. The coding region runs from base 99 to 1154 and encodes 351 amino acids. Gene Ontology annotation, cellular component: cytosol. The record is from RefSeq and is a predicted model, not a curated record.
GGUCAUUUCACAACCCAGACGCCUCCCCCGUGACGCGCCCAAUACAAAAUACCAUCACCUAACCCCCUUCAUUUCACUACCUCUCGUCGCUCCCUUAUAUGUUUCUUCACUCCGACCGGCUCGUUCACCAGCAAUCUCCUGUUCACAGUUUCACCAGAAGCUCACAUUUUCCGGGAAAAAGGAGGUCGGGAAGCUCUCGAAGCUUGGUGUAUCCGGACAUGGCUCCGCCGGUCCUGUCCUUGGUUCUGCCCUCUGAGACCGGUCGCGUUCUGAGUAUUCAAUCUCAUACUGUCCAGGGAUAUGUUGGGAAUAAGUCAGCUGUCUUUCCCCUGCAACUACUAGGCUACGAUGUGGAUCCAAUUAAUUCAGUCCAGUUCUCUAACCACACAGGAUACCCAACUUUUAAGGGUCAAGUUUUGAAUGGACAGCAACUAUGGGAAUUGGUAGAAGGCCUUGAAGCAAAUGAGUUAUUAUACUACACUCAUCUAUUAACAGGUUAUAUUGGUUCAGUUUCGUUUUUGAACACUGUGUUGAAGGUUGUCAAUAAGCUUCGCUCUGUAAACCCAAAACUUAAAUAUGUCUGUGAUCCAGUGAUGGGUGAUGAAGGAAAGCUCUAUGUCCCUCAAGAGCUGGUAGCAGUAUAUCGGGAGAAGGUUGUCCCAGUGGCUUCAAUGUUGACUCCCAACCAGUUUGAAGCAGAACUCUUGACUAACUCGAGGAUUGAAUCUGAAAAAGAUGGUCGUGAAGCUUGUAACCUUCUUCAUGCUGCGGGACCGUCAAUGGUUGUGGUAACAAGCAUAAAUAUAAAUGGUAAUCUUCUUCUGAUUGGUAGUCAUCAAAAGGAAAAGGGUCUGCCUGCCAAGCAAUUCAAGAUAGUGAUUCCUAAAAUUCCUGCAUACUUUACGGGAACAGGAGAUCUCACGACUGCACUUCUCCUUGGGUGGAGCAAUAAAUAUCCUGACAACCUAGAGAAGGCAGCUGAGCUUGCUGUAUCAUCCUUGCAGGCUCUUCUGCAAAGGACGAUUAGUGACUAUAAAAGUGCCGGCCAUGAUCCCAAGUCAACCAGUCUGGAGAUUCGAUUAAUUCAAAGCCAGGACGACAUUCGUAACCCGGAAAUCAAAUUUAGAGCUGAAAGAUACACCUUAAUGGUUUGAUAUAUACUUGAAAUGGUAUACACAGUUACUUAGAUCGUCAUGAAAACUGUUAGGCAAUGCUAUGGUCAUGGAAGUUGAAUAAAUUUCGUUGUCAUCGGAAUAUGUACAUGGUUUUUGACACUUGCAAAAAAUGGUUUAGUAUUACCCAAAAGAAAUAGUUGAAGAAUUGUUCAAUGUCUUUGUUUUUCUAUUUGCCUGUGCAAUUUUGCAACAGUAAAGACAGCAAAUUUCAUAAAUUUGAAAAGGAAUUUCAGUAUUA